AUGAGGAUGUUCUUUCUUCUCCGUCUGGCUUCCUUCUUUUCACCUUCACUUCCGCUCGCCCGUCGCCGAGUUUUCAGAAAGAAGCCCCGCGUCCUGGUCGUGGGCAUCGGUUUCAAGGUUGGCCAGUCGACGCUCAGCAACUCGCCCGGGCUGGACGUCCUCGAGCGCCUCUCCAUGAGUGGUGAGGUCGAGGCCAUAUUUGCAGACACGUUGGUCUCACAGGGCAUGAUCCCACAUAUGCCAAGGCGCGGGGAUGAGGUGUGGACUAUGCAAGACUUACAGGCCUCUGACACAGUCAUCGUCACCGUACGCCAGGUUGGCUUUGACUCUGGUGUCCUCCACGCCAUCCCUUCUUCAACAAAGAUUGCUUGUCUUUGCAGGCAGUAG
Messenger RNA from Geosmithia morbida, 387 nucleotides. Its product is annotated as UDP-glucose/GDP-mannose dehydrogenase family, central domain. NCBI's taxonomy places the organism in Eukaryota, Fungi, Ascomycota, Sordariomycetes, Hypocreales, Bionectriaceae. The record is from RefSeq and is a predicted model, not a curated record. The transcript has 2 exons. Bases 1 to 387 code for a protein of 128 amino acids.